Molecule: messenger RNA, 7073 nt
Organism: Sphaerodactylus townsendi
Lineage: Eukaryota; Metazoa; Chordata; Lepidosauria; Squamata; Sphaerodactylidae
Gene: PCM1
Product: pericentriolar material 1
Exons: 41
Coding region: 209-6604 (2131 amino acids)
Biological process (GO): centrosome cycle; cilium assembly; protein localization to centrosome
Cellular component (GO): centriolar satellite; centriole; centrosome
Source: RefSeq, a predicted model, not a curated record
AUCCGUCCGCCCCUACCCUCUCCUUUCCCUAGAAAGAAGGCCAAGAUGGCGGCGAGAGUGGCCGUUAGAGGGGGUGUCUGAGAGGUUUCCAUCAGGUGGCUUCUCCGCCGCAGAGAAGAAUAAGAGGCGUCGGUGGGAAAGCGGGCGAGCUAAACCGAGGCUGGCCCAGUCUUCAGAUAUAUUCUUAGCGGUUGGCUGAUAGUAUAGCAUGGCAGCAGGAGGCAGUCCUUUUGAAGACGGACUGGACGAUCAUGAUUUACCCAGUUGGGGUAAUGAAAGCCUUGAUGAUCGAUUGAACAAUACGAGUUGGGGUGGUCAGCCCAAGAGACCAAACAGAUCUUCAGAGAAAAAUAGGAAAAAAAUUGUUGGCGGAAGUGACACAAGACUUACUAAUGACAUAUCUCCGGAAUCCACACCAGGAAUUGGACGGCGGAAAUCAAAGACCCCUCAUAGCUUUCCUCAUACCAGAUACAUGACCCAGAUGUCUGUCCCUGAGCAGGCAGAACUGGAAAAGCUUAAGCAAAGAAUAAACUUCAGUGAUUUGGAUCAGAGAAGUAUUGGAAGUGAUUCUCAAGGAAGAGCAACAGCUGCUAACAACAAACGGCAGCUUAAUGAAAACAGAAAGCCAUUCAACUUCCUGUCACUGCAGAUUAACACUAACAAAGGAAAAGAUGCCACAUCAAGUUCUCAAACACAAGAAACUGGUGGACCAUCCCAGUACAAAGACUUACUUACAGCUGCCUUGAGUAAGGAUUUGUUACAGAAUUGUCCUGUUUCGAUUGAAGAAGAUGGCAGAGGCGAACCUGUUGUGGACAGUAGCCAGAUUGUAAGCAGAUUAGUUCAAAUUCGUGACUAUAUUGCAAAAGCCAGCUCAAUGCGGGAUGACCUUGUUGAGAAAAAUGAGCGAUCUGCUAAUGUUGAACGCUUAACACAUCUCAUAGAUCACUUGAAGGACCAGGAAAAAUCGUACCUGAAAUUUUUGCAGAAGAUGCUUGCUAGAGAAAAUGAUGAGGAUGGUCGGACUAUAGAUUCAGCUGUGGGAUCUGGUUCUGUAGCUGAGAGCACAUCGCUAAACAUAGAUGUGCAGUCUGAAGUUUCAGAUACCACGGAGAUAUCUUUUAGUCCGAGAACUCGACCCCGCAUUGAGGACAAACUAGGGAAUUCGGCUGCUCAAGGACAGGUUUCAGACCUUAACGUUACAGCAAGUCCAAAAGUGAAAGGUGACAGAACUGCUCUGAAUGGCAGGGAAAUCUGGCCUAGUAUGAUAAAUAGCCAAGAACCUGGAUUGCUCUCAAAGGCUAGAGAUCCCCAGCAAGAGGCUACUGAAGAGCUUGCAAAUCUAAAGAAGCAACAUGAUUUACUGAAGAGGAUGUUGCAGCAGCAGGAGCAACUGAAAGCUCUCCAAGGGAGGCAAGCUGCUCUCCUUGCUCUGCAGCACAAAGCUGAGCAAGCCAUUGCUGUCAUGGAUGAGUCUGUUGUUACAGAAACUACUGGUAGCAUUUCAGGAGUGAGUUUAACAUCUGAGUUAAAUGAAGAAUUAAAUGACUUAAUUCAGCGUUUUCACAACCAGCUUCAUGAGUCUCAGGCUCAGUCUGUGCCAGAUAAUAGAAGGCAAGCAGAGAGCCUCUCUCUUACUCGGGAGGUUUCGCAAAGCAGGAACUCUCCCCUGUCUGAGCAUUUGUCUGAAGAGAAGGCACAACUCUUUAGUAAGAUGAUAGCACUCCAGGGUAAAAAGCAAAAAAUGGACAGGUUGCUAGGAGAACUACAUACACUUCGUGAUCAGCAUCUUAACAAUUCAUCGCUAUUGCCUGCCACUGGCUCACCUCAGAGGAGUGCAGAUCAAAGAAAUCCCAUGUCAGCAGCUUCUGAAGUGGCAGCUGUCAAUGAAGAAUCUCACAGUUUACCAUCAUCUGUUGUGUAUCAUCGAGAUUCUGUAACCUCUCAGAAUGAGAGUGAAGAUGAUGAACACCUAAACCCUACAGAAAAGCUACAGAAGUUGAAUGAAGUUAGGAAAAGACUGAAUGAAUUGCGUGAAUUGGUCCACUAUUAUGAACAGACCUCUGAUAUGAUGACUGACGCAGUAAAUGAAAACACUAAACAGGAAGAAGAAACUGAAGAUUCAGAGUGUGAUUCAGAGCAUGAGAAUCCACAGCCCGUUACUAAUAUUAGAAAUCCUCAGGGAACCAGUAGCUGGGGAGAAAUAAAUUGCAAUAGCAAUUUGCAGUGUGGGACUAAUAACCGAAAUGGAAGGCAUCUUAAUACAGCUUGUGAAAUAAACAACUGCUCUGCCAAUGUAAGAAUGCUGAACAUGCCGUCAACAUUAGACUGUCAUUACAAUAGAGAAGAUGAUGACAGGGCAGAUAUACCACAAGGUGAGAAGGAUGGUGAAGCUGAUAGAGCCAGCGAAGCUUCCUUAUCCAGUCGCAGAAGCAGUGCGGCUGAUGAUGGUCCAGUAGAUGUGGAGUUUGAACAGAAGAUUAACAGACUGAUAGCAGCAAAGCAGAAACUUAGACAGCUUCAAAACCUUGUUGCUAUGGUACAGGACGAUGAUGUAGAACCAGAGUCUGCAGUGAGAGAGAACGUGAGUGAAUUCUUUCUGGCUGAAGAGGAAAAAGAAAAGCAGCAACCGAACAACGUUCGAGCCAACACAAACAAGUCACAGAAAGGCAUGGGACUGAAUGAAAAAGCAAGGGAGAGAUUCUAUGAAGCAAAACUUCAACAACAACAGAGAGAGCUUAAAUAUCUCCACGAAGAAAGACAGAAAUUGGUAAAGAUUCAGGAAAAAAUCCAGGUGUUGCAGAAGGCUUGUCCAGAUCUUCAGUUGUCAUCUAGCCUGGAUAACUGUCCAGGUAAUGCUCCAACACCAGCUGUUAAUGAAAUCAACACAGCAAGUAAGGCUGUGGUUCAGCCAGAAGAAACAGCUAUGCUUGAUAGCGAGAUUUGGUCUGAGAUGCGCAGACAUGAGAUUUUAAGAGAUGAAUUGCGGCAAAGAAGAAAGCAGCUUGAAGCUUUAAUGGCUGAACACCAGAGGAGAAGAGAUUUUGUUGUUACGACGCCUGGUGGUGCUGGAUCCGUUAGGAGUGAUGGAUCAGAGGCUCAGUGCACUCCUCAGCAAAGCAGAACAGAAAAAACAAUGGCAACAUGGGGAGGGUCCACUCCAUGUGCUCUAGAUGAAGAUGAAGGAGAUGAAGACGCCUGUCUCUUUGAUGGACUUGGUCAAGCAGAAGAGGAAGAAGAACAAGAGACUAGUUCCAAUGAAUUUUCCAUGUGUCCCAAUAACAUAGAUCAAAGCACAAACUGUACGAAGGAUGAUAAAGAGAGCUGGAAGAGUCCUCGUCCUCUUUCAGCAGAUGGAAAUUACCGUCCUCUUACUAAAGCAAGGCAGCAACAGAACAUCAGCAUGCGGCGGCAGGAAAAUCAUCGCUGGAUGUCUGAACUUUCAUAUGUGGAAGAGAAAGAACAAUGGCAAGAACAGAUUAACCAACUGAAGAAACAGCUGGAAUUCAGUGUUAAUAUUUGUCAAACUUUAAUGCAGGACCAGCAGACCCUCUCCUGUCUCUUGCAAACCUUGCUUACUGGCCCAUAUAGCGUGAUGCCGAGCAACGUUGCUUCGCCUCAAGUUCAUCUCAUAAUGCACCAGUUGAAUCAGUGCUAUACACAGCUGACUUGGCAACAAAAUAAUGUUCAGAGGUUGAAACAAAUGUUGAAUGAGUUAAUGUGCCAACAAGAGCAGCAGCAGAAGCAGGAAAGAACACCCAAAAAAGAGAGAAGCAGCAGCCGGGCACCUCCUCCAUCACCCACUGUAUUUUGCCCCUUCAGUUUUCCAUCCCAAACAAUGAAUCUUUUUAACAUGCCUGGAUUCACAAAUUUUUCUCCUUUCCCACCAGGGAUCAACUUUGGUUCAAUGUUUCCAUCUGGCUUCGGUGACUUUCAACAGAACCAAGUUGCUCAAAACAGUGAACAGCAGCAUCAGCAGCCACUCCUGGAGCAUAACACUACUGAGAAAGCUGAAUAUAUGGCAUUUCCAAAGCCCUUUGAAAGUAGUUCCAGUGCUGGGGCAGAAAAGCCAAGAGGUCAGAAGCAGCCUGAAGAGGAAAUGGAGAACAGUAGACUGGCUUGGGCAAAUGACCAUCAGGAUGGAAGAAAAGAGAACCAGUUGUUCCUCAAGACCGGGUUUGCUGUGCCAGUACAAAGUACCAUUUGUGGUAAUCCCAAAAAUCAAUCUGACACCAGCAGAAGAAGAGAAUUUGAUGAAGAAUCUCUGGAGAGUUUUAGUAGCAUAUUUGGUACAGUGGAUCCUACUACUGUGACGAAAACAUUCAAACCUAGGAAAGCAUCUGCUCAAGCCAGUCUGGCUUCCAAAGACAAAACGCCGAAGUCAAAGAACAAGAGAAAGAAUACUUCCCAUUUUAAAAACAGGACUAAAGCUAAUGGUUAUGAAAGUGCCAGUGUUUCUAGUACAUGUGAACCUUGCAAGAACAGUAGGAACAGACAUUCAACUCGGAAGGAUGAAGGUGCCCAAGCAAAAGUAUUCAGUAAAAAGAAUCGGGAACAACUGGAAAAAAUAAUUAGAUACAGUAGGUCAUCUGAAAUGUCCUCAGCUCAUGCUAGGAGAAUACUGCAGCAGUCUAACAGAAAUGCAUGCAUAGAAGCACCAGAAACAGGCAGUGAUCUUUCUAUGUUUGAAGCUUUGAGAGACACCAUUUAUUCUGAAGUCGCUACACUGAUAUCUCAAAAUGAAUCUCGCCCUCAUUUUCUAAUUGAGCUAUUCCAUGAACUUCAGAUGCUAAAUUCAGACUAUUUGAGACAAAGAGCAUUGUAUGCUUUGCAGGAUAUCGUAGCCAGGCAUACAGCUGAAGACAGCACAAAAGCAGAAUGUCCCAAACCACUGAGCUCAACAGCGUGGGUAGGAUCCAAUUCAGAACUUACGCCCAGUGAAAGCCUUGCAACUACUGAUGAUGAGACAUUUGAGAAGAACUUUGAUCCAGGGACUCGUAGAGAAUGUGAAAAAAAUGAUGGGGACAAUGGCAGUACUAUGUCUGCAUCUUCCAACAUUGAACCCUUUGCUACUGAUGAUCUUGGCAACACUGUUAUUCAUUUAGAUCAGGCGCUGGCUCGAAUGAGAGAAUAUGAGCGAGUAAAAAUGGCAGCUGAAAGUAACCUCGAUUCUGAAGAUGGUUGUAGUUGUAAUCCCCAGGUUGUUUCUGCUUCUAAAAUGGAAGGUUCUGAUACAAGGGAAGGUCACUGUGCUGAACAAGCUAGUGAAGUAUCUACCGUUCCUUGUCCACGAAUUGAUACUCAGCAGCUUGACCGGCAAAUUAAAGCUAUCAUGAAAGAGGUGAUUCCUUUUCUGAAGGAACACAUGGAUGAGGUGUGUACAGCUCAGCUCUUGACUUCAGUACGGCGCAUGGUCUUGACCCUUACACAACAAAAUGAUGAAAGCAAAGAAUUUGUGAAGAUCUUUCAUAAGCAACUUGGCAGCAUAUUGCAGGACUCACUGGCAAAAUUUACUGGUAAGAAGUUAAAGGAUUGCGGGGAGGACCUUCUUGUGGAGAUCUCUGAAGUCUUAUUCAAUGAACUGGCCUUCUUUAAACUCAUGCAAGACUUGGACAACAAUAGCCUGACCGUGAAGCAAAGGUGUAAAAGGAAGAUUGAAACUGAUGGAAUGAUACAGUCAUAUGCCAAAGAGGCAAAAAGGUCACUUGAAGGAGGAGCUUGUUCAUAUACUGAAGAUAUUGAUGAAGACAAAGAUAAAGAUGAAACUGAAACUGUUAAGCAAGCUCAUGAACCUGCAGUAUAUAACAGAGAAGAUCCCAAAAGCAGAGGAUCAGAUGCUUCCGACCAGGAAGAAGAGGAAAGUGAACAUUGUCCCGUAUCCAUAAGCUUGUCUAAAGCAGAAACCCAGGCCCUAACUAAUUAUGGAAGUGGAGAAGAUGAAAACGAAGAUGAAGAAAUAGAUGAUUUUGAAGAAGGACCUGUCGAUGUCCAAACCUCCCUCCAGGCAAACAAUGAAACUGUAGUUGAAAAUGAACAAGAGCAGGUUUCACAGCAUAAAUUGGAGAAUCCAAAUGAGUGCAAUACUGAGUUGGUGUCUGUAAAUACUGAAGGUGAUCAGAAUUUAACUGUUAUUGUGUCACCAUACAUUAAUGUAUUGGAAGAUGCACAGCUUUUACCUAUCAGAGCUGCUGAAGAUCUUAAUCCUAGUGCAAUAUUAACAGUGGAAGAAUCAACUCCGUCAGCAGAAAACAAAAAUCAAACAUCAGAAACUGUGCACAGAGAAACCAAAUCUUCAUUAGGAUCUUCUGAAAGCUCUGUGGUUGGAAGUCCUGAUACAGAAUCUCCUGUGUUGGUGAACGAAUAUGAAACUGGUUCUGGAAAUAUCAGUCAGAAAUCAGAUGAAGAUGAUUUUGUAAAAGUUGAAGAUCUUCCCAUCAAACUUACAGUGUACUCAGAGGAAAAUAUAAUGCAAAAAAUGGUGGCAGAAGCCCAGACCAGCAACAUUGCUGAGGAAAUACUAGCUAGUGAAGAAAGUCAUGGUGAAGAACUAGCAGGAGAUCCACAGAUGCUGAAAGAACCAGAGCCUGCUGGAGCCCAGAGUGCGUGAACAUCGCCUCCAGAGCUUCUCCUUGGCCUACCUUCUGUGAAUGCAUAUAGAAAACGCCUCUUAAACUUCACACGUUCUAAUCUGUAUAAAAAUGUAAAUUAGUUUUUUUUUCACUGCCUCUUAGACUAGGCAUGCUAACGUGCACAUAAAAGCCUAAACAGCUAAAACUGACUUUUCAGUCUUGCUGCGCAGUUCUUUUCUGUCUGACAUUUUUAAUGUAAUUUCAGCAGUUUUAAAUAAAGUUUGACUUGUAUGUGUUUUGAAGGUUGCUGGAUAAAACUCUGACGUGUUUUGGAUUCAGGGAAAACGUUUGUAUUGAAUUAUAUUGCAGAAUGGGGGAGCCGAGGAUAAGCAUUUGAGGACCCAGCUGACUAAGGGAAAGAGUCCCACUCCCCUGCAAGAUUAAGAUUUCAUAAUGUUAGUGUUCAACUAUGUUUUAAAAAUUUAAAUUAAACAAAACUUCAUUUCA